Messenger RNA from Coniosporium apollinis CBS 100218, 1617 nucleotides. RefSeq lists its product as uncharacterized. The record is from RefSeq and is a predicted model, not a curated record. Gene Ontology annotation, biological process: subtelomeric heterochromatin formation. Gene Ontology annotation, cellular component: nucleus. Gene Ontology annotation, molecular function: histone H4 acetyltransferase activity; histone binding. The transcript is spliced from 4 exons. NCBI's taxonomy places the organism in Eukaryota, Fungi, Ascomycota, Dothideomycetes. The coding region runs from base 1 to 1617 and encodes 538 amino acids.
AUGGAAGAAGCGCUGAGCGAAUGGCUGGCCAACGCCAAUGACACCGUGAACAUCAACCUUGUACGCGCUGGCAAGGAAGCCGGCACAUCAGAAGCAGUCUUCGAGGAACCAUUCAAUCCAACAUUCACCUACACAGUGUUUGGAGAAGAAGAGGUCAUCUUUGGCUACCGCAGUCCGCAAAUGAACCUACGUUUUCGCGCGCACGAUCUCCAGCCAUCAUUAGAGUUCAAGCACGAUGGCGUCUUCGAAGCGAUUGGGGAAACGAAGCCGAUGGACAUUCUGGAGAUAUUAAAGGAUUUCCUCCCUGAAGAUGCCCUGCGAACGGACAACCAGUCUCUGGCGGACCUAACUGCAACCGAUACAGGCGCCAGCUCCUGGACCCCACCGGGCAACCUUCAGCACAGCUACACGCACAAUGAGAGAAGAUUCGAAAUAUGGUGUUCAAGCCUAGCCGAUCCGACGGCGAAGGAGAUCCUACGACGUAUGCAGAUCCUGGUACCGUUCUAUAUCGAAGGAGGCACGUGUCAAAACCUCGACGAUCAAGAUUGGACCCUGGAACGAUGGAAGAUCUUUCUGAUCUACGAAGUCGCAAACCCUCCUCCCGCAAACCCAGCGCGAUCCCCCUACACCAUCGUCGGCUUCUCAACAUCCUACCGCCUCUGGGUCUUCCCCUCCGGCCGCAAAACCAUCGACGAAUUCUUCAUCCACGUCUCCAACGGCGCCGCCUCCCUCCCCACACCCCCACCGACCCUCGACCCAGAAUCCAUAGACCCCGAAGCGGCGCCCUCCUUCCUCUCUUACAACCCCCUCGACUCCCACAGCCGCGAGCGCAUAUCCCAGUUCCUGAUCCUCCCGCCCUACCAGCACCAAUCCCAUGGCACACACCUCUACACCGCCAUGACAGAGCUCUUCCUCGCCGACCCCCACGUCUGCGAAGUCACGGUCGAAGACCCCAAUGAGGCCUUCGACGACAUGCGCGACUACUGCGACCUCCUCCGCCUGCGCCAGGACCCCUCCUUCGCGGCCCUCACCCUCGCAGACAGCGUAUCCCCCGGCUCCCUCGACCCGGAAAAGGACGUCCCGACCGAGCAGCUGCUGCCCGAAUCGACCCUCACGGCUCUCCGCCAAGCGUCUAAGAUCUCGCCGAGGCAGUUCAGCAGGUUGACGGAGAUGCAGCUCCUGUCGAAGAUCCCGCCACGCCACCGCAGUCGAGCGCGCAUCACUCGCAAAGCCAAGGCCGCCGAUCCGAAUGAUCGAAGAUACUACUUCUGGCGCCUCGCUGUGAAAGUCAGACUCACGAUUAAGAAUCGGGAUCAGCUGGCCCAGUUGGAUGUAGAAGAGCGUAUCGAGAAGCUUGAGGAGACGCUGGCAGGCGUCGAAGAGGAGUAUGUGCGUAUUCUCGACGGGGCAGAGAAGAGGGCGAAGUUUGUGGAUAGUGUCGCGAAAAGCAGGGAGGUUGCGAACGGAAGGCCGAGGAGAGGCUUGAAGAGGAAAGGUCGCGUUAUUGAUGACGAGGAUGACGAUGACGAUGACGAUGAGACGGUAGCUGGCAGUUUCACGCAAGCGUCGGCGGGGGCUAAGAGGCCGAAAGUCGCGGAUGCUAAUGCUGAUGAAUAG